ACGAAACCGGUUGUCAUAAAGUGAUUUUACAUAUUAAAAUGUUCAUAUUACAUUGUAGUUUUGAAAACCUUCACGAGUUAAAAUGCGAUAUAUGUAGAGAAAUAUACGCGAAGUAAAGAAGAAGAGGUGAAAAAAAAAAACGAGGCUAGUGUUUCAUGAACUGCUAAUUAUGCGAGAAAUGCGAUUUCAAUAAUAAAAGUGGACUAAUGAUUCUGCGUCGAGACGUGACUUGUGGUCAAUGUCAGAACUUUUGAAAAUGACUUUAAUUAAACUGACUUUUUUCCUUCAUAUGCCUCGGUACAUCUUUCUUGUUGCUUUCGCACAAAACAAUUAUCUCAUUUCGCUACCGACUAAAAUAGUGAACGCGUGAAUCAUACUUAAAUGGACUAUAUGAUAAUGAAACAUAAGCGAUUCGAUAUUAUUAGUUUACCGUUUGCUCUCGAGGGACUGUUUUGAUUUUCCAACGCCAUGUAAACUUGUGUGUAGUUCGCGUACCAUGUUUAAAAUAAUUUUAUGUGGUGUUUUUGUAACGGUUUUUGUGCUGGUUCGCGAUUCCGUAUUAUGCUGCUCGUCGCAGAGUCUAAACGCCGUCAAUACUCGAAGAAGCAAGAGAUCACUGCAUUCUAAUCCAAAUACAUUAUUUCCAGACGUCAUGCUAUCAAUAGCGGAGCAAAACACAGCCGACAUAUGUUUACCAAAAUUUCCGUGCAAUGCUUUCGAUAAAUACAGAACUAUCGAAGGUUUAUGCAAUAACUUACAAGUGCCCAAUUGGGGUAUCCCAAACACAGCUUACGUUCGAUUGCUUCCGGCAUCGUACGCAGACAGAUUUAGUCAAGUAAGACUGGCUCAAAAUGGAAAUUGGUUACCAAGUCCUAGAUUAAUACACACCGUUCUAUUUCCAGAAACAGAUGUUUUUGAUUUUAAGCACACGCUCGCCGUCAUGGAAUGGGGACAGAUUAUAGCGCACGAUGUAACCUUUCUUUCAGUAAAAAAAGGACCAGCGUGCUGUGCUGCAGACGGAAGUUUAAUUCCUCCGCGAAAUCUUCCUCCGGUAUGUUUGCCUAUAGCGGUUCCGUCAAGUGAUCCUUUCUAUUCUAGAUUUAGGAAAACGUGUUUAGACCAGAGACGUGCCAGUACCUCGGAGGAUUUCGGAUGCAGAUUAAUUCCAGUUCAACAAGUUUCAGGCGUUUCGCAUUUUCUCGACGGAUCAGUUAUCUAUAGCUCGACCAAAGACACGUCGAAUUCGCUACGACUAUUCCGAGGUGGCUUAUUAAAAUCGCAGAUAACCCAAGACGGCAGAGCUUUCUUAAUGAAUACGCAAAGACCGACGCAAGUCUGCAAUGUACCCAACGACUCCGAAGUUUGCUACGUAGCCGGAGAUGGCAGAGUAAAUCAGAACACGGAAAUUGCGGUUUCCCAAGUAAUGUUCAUGAGGUUGCAUAAUUUACUGGCUACCGAAUUAAGUCGUCUGAAUCCCAACUGGUCCGAUGAGAUUCUUUUUCAAGAAGCUAGACGUAUUGUUAUCGCCGUACUGCAGCAUGUAACCUAUAAUGAAUAUUUACCUGUAUUGUUAGGUCCUUCAUACGUAAGGAACAAUAACUUGGUACCUUUAAGAACUGGCUCUGGAUACGCAAACGGAUAUAACCCCAAUAUGAAUCCAUCAUCGCUCAGUGAAUUUGUGGCAGCUGCAUUUCGUUCAUAUCAUAGCACCAUUCAAGGAUCAAUCAGCUUGGUGAGCGAAAAUCGAACCCUAGUGAAUCAAAUAAGCCUCAGCGAAUGGGCCAACAGACCGGGUAUUAUUCAGGCUCCGGGAAAUUUUGAUAAUUUUUUACGUGGUUUGAUUUCACAGCCACAGCACCAGCAAGAUAUUUUUUUCAGUAGCGAGAUUACAAAUUUUUUAUUCAGAUUUAAUGGUCCAUUUGGAGUUGAUUUACUCAGUAUGGAUAUAAACAGAGGAAGAGAUUUCGGAAUACCUCCAUACAGCACUAUGAGGCUUCUAUGUGGGUUAUCACCUGUAAAUAGUUUUGAAGAUUUAAGAGAUGUGAUGGAAGACGAAAAAAUCCAAAGAUUAUCCACCAUUUAUUCCAGUGUCCACGACAUAGAUUAUUUAGUAGGCGGAUUACUAGAAAAAAGAGCACCAGGUACGCUGACAAGUCCUUCGUUUCAUUGCGUCAUAGCAGAAGCAUUUUUCAGAUACAAAUUCGCUGACCGAUUUUAUUACGAAUUCGGUGGACAUCCUGGUGCAUUUACUUUAGAGCAAUUAAACAGUAUAAGAAAAUUUACAUACUCGAUGCUACUUUGCUUAGCCAGUGAUAAUUUACAAUUCGCUCAACCUAGCGGUUUUCAUAGGUUUGAUUCUCAGUCAAAUCCACUAAUACCAUGUUCAGAUAUCACUUCGGUAUUUAAUUUGAGAGCUUGGGCUGCUUAGUAAAAUAUUACAUGUGAAUUGUAUUACCUAAUAUAUUAAUUUUUUGCAGUUUUUACAAUAUUUUUGUUUACUUUACAAUAAUGUGAAUAUUU
Molecule: messenger RNA, 2520 nt
Organism: Planococcus citri (citrus mealybug)
Lineage: Eukaryota; Metazoa; Arthropoda; Insecta; Hemiptera; Pseudococcidae
Product: peroxidase-like
Exons: 13
Coding region: 497-2428 (643 amino acids)
Biological process (GO): response to oxidative stress
Molecular function (GO): peroxidase activity; heme binding
Source: RefSeq, a predicted model, not a curated record